This is a messenger RNA of Mucor mucedo, 1047 nucleotides long. Its product is annotated as BRCT domain-containing protein. Bases 1 to 1047 code for a protein of 348 amino acids. Gene Ontology annotation, cellular component: Cul8-RING ubiquitin ligase complex; nucleus. The transcript is spliced from 3 exons. Gene Ontology annotation, biological process: DNA double-strand break attachment to nuclear envelope; double-strand break repair. NCBI's taxonomy places the organism in Eukaryota, Fungi, Mucoromycota, Mucoromycetes, Mucorales, Mucoraceae. The record is from RefSeq and is a predicted model, not a curated record.
AUGCAGGCUCAGUAUAAUCAAUGCAUCGAACAAAACAUUCCUGUUGUGUUACCGCAAUGGCUUGAUGAUUGUUUUCGGCUGAAGAAACGAUUAGAUACGAAGCUCUAUCAGUACCCAGAUCCCAUCGUCUUCUAUGAAACCAACCCAACACCCGCCAAAUUAUAUCCAUAUCAUGACCUCGCCAUGAUAUCUUCUGGUGGGGACCACAAUAGGGUAUUCGAAGACGAAGUACUUUAUUUCGGACAUGAUUUAAAUAUAAAGGAAGAUUUUAAAGUCGCAUUAACUGAAGCCAUUGCGAGAGCAGGUGGCACGGUUGUAGACCAAUACAAUUAUCAGAAGGUGACAAUCGUUAUAUUAAAGGAUCGAGGUACACAGGAAUUCAGAAUGGUCUCAAAAGACGCAAAGUUAGUUGCAAGUUUAUGGUGGCUUACAAACACAUUGUUAAGAGGUUACUGUAAUUCACCGUUAUGUACUUUACUGGAUUAUCCAACGCCACCAGGAGGAAUGCCAGAGAUGAAUGAUUGUGUCAUAACUAUCGCAGGGUAUGGAAAUGUUACUAGAUUUUAUCUACGUCGCCUCGUAACUGCAUUAGGAGCGAAAUAUGACCCGGCCUUAAAUUCAGAAACAACACAUCUGAUAUGUGGAAGAAUGAUAAGCGAUAAAUAUUCAAAAGCUGUCAGUUUGCCUAAUGUCACUAUUGUAAAUCAUCUUUGGUUAGAAGAAUGCUAUCAACAAUGGAAAAUCAUGGAUCCCAAUGCAGAUCGUCGAUACAGAUUUAUACCUAAUCAAAAGCCAAUAUUAGAUGCGACGGCUGCGCGUACCCAUUUGUUGAUAAUUGAAUUAGAGCGUUGGAUAGACCCAAGGACGAUGCCUGAACAUACCGUAUCAAGAGCUCGUCAGGUGAUAUCAAAAAAUGAUAUUCAAGGUUCGGUACAUGUUAGGAAGCGUCGUGAGGCUGCUAUACAGGCUACACGUCUACUGAAUGACAUUGUAAUUCCAGAUGCAAAUGCAUAUGAAAAGGAAGCAAAAAGAAAGAGGUCCCAUUAA